This is a messenger RNA of Cyphellophora attinorum, 2343 nucleotides long. RefSeq lists its product as uncharacterized. The record is from RefSeq and is a predicted model, not a curated record. NCBI's taxonomy places the organism in Eukaryota, Fungi, Ascomycota, Eurotiomycetes, Chaetothyriales, Cyphellophoraceae. The transcript is spliced from 2 exons. The coding region runs from base 1 to 2343 and encodes 780 amino acids.
AUGCUCUUCGGCCAUAAAAGAGCUCUACCGCUUCUGCACCUGCUCUUUCGAUUCCCCAACACACGCAUACUUUGCACGAUUCCGCCAACAGUUUUCGACUUCAACCUCCUUCAUCCACUACCCUUGCGCCUUGAUUGCUUUGUUGUGCUGGUCACAACAUCGUCUUUCCUAUUCCCACGUUACUCGACAGCCUCUUCAGAUCUCUCCUUCUUCACCAACUACUCUUCCCCCUCCGGCCUAAUCCUAGCCACAAUGGUUCGAAACACCGCCAACCUGACCAUCUCUCCUGUUCGUCCUGGUCGUAGGACCGACAACCUUGCCUCGCCAUACCUCAAGACCACCCCAGCGGAGUAUCCUUUCCCAUCUGCCGGAUUCAACACCACACCAUCUGGUCCUGUCUAUCCGGCUCACGUGCUGGAUGCUCGGUCUGCCUGGCCUGCCAAUCUCAACCCCCAGGAUGAUCACGAAAGCGAGCAAGCAAACCAGAUCUACGAUUUCUCGCCCGCUCUGUCUUCUCAGAACGUCAACAGCUCCGAUUCGUUCAAUCCUCUCGAACAAGAGCUCUUUGGCGACUACGAUCUCGAUUUGAAUCAGUUCAACGGCAUCCAGAACACGAUUCCAGAGCUGCCAGAGGAGACUGGUCUUGCUGGUGACGCUGCUGUUCCCGCCCAGGCUGUGGCUCCUCCUGCUACAACUGCUAAUCAUGUUGGUCAAGAUGGCAGUAGCAAAGCUACAGCUCACAACGAACAGCUUGCAACUCCAGAUCUUACUCCUCCGCAGCAAGCUGGAUCUUCGGUUGUGGAACCAGCUGUGGUCAUCCUAGACGAUGAACUGGAUCCAACGCCUCCCAGCGCUGCUUCUGGCAACAGUCGAAAGCGAGCUCGAUCGCCUUCUGUUGUCGAAUCUGAGCCUCCCAAGAAGCGAAAGCAAGCUAUUCGGCAGUCCAGAGCGACUCGUCUCACACAGACGUACAAGGGUAAUCCCAAGGAAAGCUGGAAAGCUGUCAAGCAGCGGACUGGGAUGUCCCUUGCUGUUCCUGGUGCAAAGCGUAUCGAUCUCCCCCCAGCGAAUGUUCCAUGGCCUGGACGCCAGCCACAACUCUACGAUAUACAAGCUCGUUCGUAUGAACCGGAUUGGAUGCGAUUUCAGCAAGAGCAAGCAUGGAGAAAUCAGGGCGAUUACGCGUACCAGAACCAGUAUGGCUCGCACGGCAACUUUGAGCAGUACCCAUCAGGAUUCGGUCAGUAUAUGCCUGGUACACAUCAGCAAGCAGGUCUUCGGAAUCAGAAUCAGCCUUUCCAGUAUCAGCAACAGAGCCACAAUCCAUCCCACGGCAGCUAUAGCCAGAACAGAAGCCACCAGCAACAGCAAGGAGAGUUCUACCAGCAGAACUAUGGUCCAUACGCCAACAAUCGCCCUCAGCAACGCGACAAUGGCUGGAAUGCACCACAGAAUGAUCCGUUUGCCAGGCAAAUGCAGCAAAUGCAUAGCAAUUUGCCCAAUCAGCAAGCAAACUAUGCUCAAAGCCAGCAAAUUCGACCUGCUCGACCGCUCCAGCAGCCGCUAUAUCAGCAGAAUCAGCCUUCUCGCAGCUACUCGUCCCAGUAUAGUGGUAAUACAUAUAUUCCACGCCAGACACAGCGCCAGCAGCAGUUCCUGCCACAGACUCCAGCUCGUCAGCUUAUGCCGACGAUGGCUCCUACUCCUGGAGCUCCUCGCCUACCUGCUACGUACGACACAGGCAUUAGACGUGAAGCUGGACGUGGUGGCCGCGGUGGAGGUCGUGGUGGUGUUGCCCAGGCUCGUCCCAGCCCAAUCAGCAUAGAUUCCCAAGGCAGCCCAGUUCCCAAUGAUCGAGUGCGAGAUGGCGCUACUGAGUUUGGAUUCCCGCAAACCAUCUUUUUCGGAGAGUCGGCCGUGCCACAGACGCCGACCACCCGGCCAGCGAAUCCAGAUCAGUGCUUCAUCAGUGUCCCGCGUGACCUCAUGUCGAACUUCGGCAUCGUGCCGGACCCUCUGGCGACUUCCACCAUCUUCCAGCAAGCUCCAGCUCAGGGCAAACGGACCAAUACAUCAGCUCUUGACAAUGUCAACUUCAGCUCCGGCGGGAUGAGCGACCAGCAGCUCGAAGAGGUACUGCUGAACGCCACUCGAGACGUCGCUGCUCCGGCUUUGCCAACUACGCAAGCCUACGAUGAGCUCGGUCACAACGUCGCAGAAGGCACUGGUGAGGCGGAUCUGGAUUUGCCUGUCGGUGAUUUUGAGCUGGAUUUGAGCCCUGAAGAUUUCGAGUAUGCCAGAACUGCAGAGUGGGCUGACUUCGACGGAGGAAGUCACUUCUAG